AUGUCAUCGUUUAUUGAAGUGCCCGCCGGCUCUGAUUUUUCAAUCCACAACUUGCCUUAUGGAGUUUUCUCAACCAAAAACAACGUAAGUGUUUAUGUAUUUACUGUUAUUGUCAUAACCUGACGUUGGGGUACAAUUUUCUCUAUUCUAGUCAUGUAAAGGGGCCACACCGGCUCAAUUUUUCCAAACUAAGCCUUGGUUUGAGCUCCAGCUUUCAGGCUCAUAUGUGCCGGCACGAUCCAGCUUAAACCAGGGUCGGCUGGGCUUAGAGAGUCGCUUUAAGGUUUAGUUAAAUUAAACUUUCUUUCCCAUUGCUCGACCAUUUUACUUUAUACAACAUUCUAAAUUAGCCUGACAUAUAAUAUUUUUUUGUAUUUUAGCCAAAAAAGCGAAUUGGAGUGGCCAUCGGAGAGCAAAUCUUAGACUUAUCUGUAACCAAACAUUUGUUUACUGGUCCAGAAUUAAAGAGUCAUCAAGAUGUUUUUACUGAGGUAAGUACUAUGUAAUGUAAACCUCAUUUUUCAAAUUUUCUUAAAAUUGAAGUAAUGGGUAGCGUCUGUAUAAGGAAAACUCGGUAUAUAACGAUCAAAUUUAGGGUUACUGAGCAAUUCGUUAUGUUAGAGUUCUAUUUAAUUAUUUUUUAAAAACUUUUUAACAAUAUUCACAUUACUAUUUGUCCAAAAUAAAUAAAUUUUGAGGCGCGCCAUUCUUUUUGCAUCAAAUUUAAUUUUCUGUAAAAUACGAAAAGAUCUAGUACCUCGUUUUAUUCAGGAAACCUUAAACUCAUUCAUGGCCCUCCCAAGAGCUGCUUGGGUCGAAGCUCGUCAAAUCCUACAAAACUUGUUAUCUACAGAAACGACUACAUUGCAAAAUGACAGUAAUCUACGCUCGCAAGCUUUUGUAAAACAAUCUGAAGCUCAGAUGCAUUUGCCAGCCAAAAUUGGAGAUUAUACCGAUUUCUACUCUUCGUAUUAUCACGCCUUCAAUGUUGGUACUCUGUUCAGAGGAAAGGACAAUGCUUUGUGUGAAAAUUGGUAUGUUAAUAUGAAUUUUUUUAGCUAUACCUUCUGAAAUGUUUGUGCUAAUUUCUAAAAAUUUUUUUGUUUUUAGGAGACAUAUCCCAAUUGCCUACCAUGGUAGAGCGUCAAGUGUUGUUGUAUCUGGUACUGACAUCAUUAGACCUAAAGGACAGACCAAGGCUGAUACUGGUAAGUAUAUACUUACAUUUUUCAAAUUGUGUUUGAGAUUAGGCAGGCAAUUUUGUUUUAGGCAUGGGUGGGGUAAAGAACAAUUUUUAAAAAAAAGGGCGGGUUUUUAAAAAAUUUUUGGAAAAUGUUUCUUUAGGUCAAUUAAACUCUUUAUCUACCCCUAUUUUAUUAUCUACCCACCUUCCCCCUUCACUUUCUUUAAUUUAAAAAAAAUUGUUUUUAGAAUCCACCCCCACCUAUGGCCCAUCAAAACUCUUAGACUACGAGCUAGAAAUGGCUUUCUUCGUCGGUGGACCACCAACCAAGCUAGGCGAACAAAUUCCAAUCGACAAAACCGAAGACCACAUCUUUGGAAUGGUGAUCAUGAACGACUGGAGCGCUCGCGACAUCCAGAAGUGGGAAUAUAUCCCAUUAGGACCAUUUUUGGGCAAGUCGUUUGGUACUACCAUCUCACCAUGGAUCGUCACAAUGGAAGCUUUGAAGCCAUUUUUGGUGGAAAACCCAAAACAAGACCCUCAACCAUUGGAAUACCUACGUCAUAAUGACAAAUACAGCUUCGACAUCAACCUUCAAGUAGCUAUUCAACCCAAAAAUUCCUCAGGACCUAGUCCAGUCUCCAAAACCUCACUUCGUCAUCAUUACUGGACUCUGAAACAACAACUUGCUCAUCACACCGUGAAUGGUUGUAACGUGAAUCCAGGUGAUUUACUAGCUUCUGGCACGAUUUCUGGCCCAGAAGACACUGAGUAUGGAUCGAUGUUGGAGUUGAGCUGGAGAGGAUCGAAAUGGAUCCCAGUUGGCGAGGAACAAAGAAAGUUCUUGCAGGAUGAGGAUCAAGUCGUCAUGACAGGCUACUGUGAGAAAGAUGGCGUUAGAGUUGGAUUUGGAGAAUGUCGCGGAAAGGUCUUGCCUGCUUUGAAAUAA
Molecule: messenger RNA, 2132 nt
Organism: Bursaphelenchus okinawaensis
Lineage: Eukaryota; Metazoa; Nematoda; Chromadorea; Rhabditida; Aphelenchoididae
Source: the annotation of a GenBank genome assembly